Trichomonas vaginalis G3 is the source of this 435-nucleotide messenger RNA. RefSeq lists its product as uncharacterized. The transcript has a single exon. Bases 1 to 435 code for a protein of 144 amino acids. NCBI's taxonomy places the organism in Eukaryota, Parabasalia, Trichomonadida, Trichomonadidae. The record is from RefSeq and is a predicted model, not a curated record.
AUGUUUGGAUUUGGUAUAGCAAUAGGUUUAGUCUCAAUGUUUAUAGCCGCUAUAUUAUUUUGCUUUACAGGAGGUGGAGCUUGCGCAGUUUUCUUUUUCUUCAUCUUUACAAUACCUGGCAUACCCUUUGUAAUAUUCCUCGGCUCUCCAAAAUAUUGCCUCAAUAACCAAGAAGACUUUUGGUUAAAUAAUACAAAUGGAAUUCCUGAAUACCAAGUAAAACACCGCUGUUGCGGCUGGGAAAAUAGUUCAGAUCAUGCACUUCUAUCUUGCCCGUUUAGGUUCGAGUCUGGGUGCAAAGAACACGUACAAAAAUACUUCGAUACAAAAUUUAAUCAUUUGUUUGCGGGACAUAUGAUAUCGCUUAUAGCCGGCGCGGUUUCUAUUAUUACUGUAGCUAUUUUAGAAUGUUGUUGUUUUGGGGAACUCUCUUAA